This is a messenger RNA of Spinacia oleracea (spinach), 4497 nucleotides long. RefSeq lists its product as uncharacterized. The transcript has 3 exons. Lineage: Eukaryota; Viridiplantae; Streptophyta; Magnoliopsida; Caryophyllales; Amaranthaceae. The record is from RefSeq and is a predicted model, not a curated record. Bases 1 to 4497 code for a protein of 1498 amino acids.
AUGGCUAGACCUCGAGGCAGACCUCCAAAGGUUACGAAUGCGCAACCUGGAACCAACACUAACAAGCCAUUAACACGUGCAAGCUCGAAGAACUCCAUGAACACAACAAUGGUGGGUGAUGACAACAUUUCUGAAAUUUCUGCGGAAUACCCAGAUGAUGAGAUUGCGAUUGAACCAACAAUUUACACUCCACGUUCUAGUUUGGCUGCGCUACAGCAACGAUCACAGGUUCGUUCGGAUUUUAACGCGUGGAUCAAUGGUCUUAGUCAAGGUAAGGAUGUGCGAACCCACUUUCGAUCACACCCUUCCCCUGUUUUGAAUAUGAGUAAUACUAUGAACACUGUGAUUGGUUUGAAUGAUAAUGAGAACAAUAGUAUGCCUGCUCCAUUGAUUAAUCAUGAUGAUGCGGUUACCCCUGUUCAAAUUGAUUUGGAGGACAUUGAAGAAGAGGUGCAAUACUGGAAUUCAGCCCUGGUUUGUUACAUUUUGGGGGCUAAUCCACCACAAAAUGUUAUGGAAGGGUAUGUGCAUCGAGUAUGGGGGAAACUAGGGGUGGACAAGGUCUCAUUGGUGGGGAAGGGGAUUUUCUUGGUCCGUUUUCUUACAAUGGAGAAUUGUCACAAGGUUUUAAAUGGAGGCCCUCAAUUCUUUGAUUCCAAACCCUUGGUUAUCAAAGCUUGGACACCAGAAAUCAAUUAUGCUAAAGAACCUGUUAAAAAGUUACCCCUAUGGAUCAAGUUGCCUGGGUUGAAUGUGAAAUACUGGGGGGAGAAAAGCUUAUUCAAAAUUGCUGGUCAAGUAGGUAGUGCAAUUAAGGUAGAUCAAGCUACAAAAAAUCGUGAUAAGCUGAUGUUUGCUAAAGUGUUGGUGGAAGUUACUUUAGAACAAACCUACCCUAACACAAUAUAUUUUGUGAAUGAAGAAGGGUCCACAGUUGCUCAAACUGUGGAUUAUGAUUGGCUACCUGUCAGUUGUUCUGUUUGCAAGGGUAUUGGUCACACUCAAGUGCAAUGCAAAAACAAAGGAACCAAGAACACCAAGAAAAUGUGGGUUCCUAAGCAGGUGGCACCUGUUGUUCACACUGUUAGGAAGCCUACUAAUGAUCAACCAGUAAAUGAGGUGAUUGUGGAAACCAAUGUCUUGGAGGGGUUCACUCAGGCUGUAGGUUUCAGCAAACACAGGGGGCAACAACUUAAACCUGUGGUUACUAGGAACUCUUUUCACUUGCUCUCUGCAGAGAAGGGUGAAACUGAUGUUGAGAAUGAUACUGACACUGAGUAUGAUGAGUCAGAUGAUGAGAGUGUUGAAUUAGGUCUAAACAGAAUAGAUAAGCAGAAUGAGGUGAGGAAGCUUAUAGCUACCCACCAAGUGAAACUGUUUAGCCUCUUGGAAACUAGGGUGAAGGCUGCUAAGUUGGGUGCUCUGUAUUUAAAUCUUUGCCCCAACUGGUGCUUCACCACGAAUAUCAGCUGUCAUCAAAAUGGUAGGAUUCUGAUUGCAUGGGAUCCUGAUUCUUUUGAAGUGGAUAUCAUACAUAUGAGCAACCAGUUGAUUCAUUGUCAUAUAGUCACUAAAGGGUCUGGUGUGGGUUUCUAUGGCACUUUUGUAUAUGGGUUUCACUUUCCCAAAGAUAGGGAGCCUCUAUGGGACAGCCUUAAGAGUAUUGCAAGCAUGUGCAAUGACCCUUGGGUUGUGAUGGGAGACUUUAAUGCAGUCAUGGAGCUGGAAGACAGAAUUGGAUCAACAGUCAGACUCAAUGAAAUUCAACCCAUGAGUAACUGCAUGAGCUUGUGUAAUUUAUCUGUCAUCAAAACUGUGGGAAGGUGUUAUAAGGCUGGCUGUGUGAAGAGACCAUUUAGAUUCUUCAAUAUGUGGGUCAAUGCUACUAACUUCAUGGAGUUAGUUGAAUCAACUUGGGGCAAAUAUGUCUAUGGUUGCCAUAUGUUUAGAAUUGUUCAGAAACUCAAGUGGUUGAAGCCAGUACUGAAAGCUCUUAAUGGUCAAGGUUUUAACAACCUUGAAACUGAAAAGAUUAGACUCCACCAUGAACUGUUGCAAGCACAGCAGGCUCUCCAUUUGGACCCCUACAAUGUCACCCUAGCUACUGCAGAAAAACAAGUGGCUACUCACUAUGCUAGUGCCCACAAGAACUAUCUUUCUUAUUUACAGCAGACAGCUAAAAUUCACUGGUUGAAAGUAGGGGAUGAAAACACUAGGGCUUUCCAUCAAAGUAUCAAACACAGGAGGAAAAGAAACAAGAUUAACUCUAUCCAAACUGAAAAGGGUGAUUGGAUUAGAGAUGAAAAAGGCAUACACCAUGCUUUCACUCAGUACUAUGGUGAUCUGUUUGGUCAAAGUUCUGAACAAAGAACUCCUGUCAACUCUGUAAUUAUAGACACUGGCCCAAGAUUAACUGAUACUCACAAGGAAAGUCUACAAUGCAGGUUCACUCAUGUUGAUAUCAAGAGGGUUCUUGAUUCCAUUCCAAAUGACAAGGCACCAGGAAUGGAUGGCUAUAGCAGUUUAUUCUUCAAAACUGCUUGGCCUGUGGUGAAAGAUGACAUCACCAGAGCCAUUAAUGACUUCUUCUCUACAGGGAAAAUGCUCAAGGAGAUCAAUGUUACAAGCAUCACUCUGGUUCCAAAAGUGUCUGUUCCUAGUACUGUGGGGGAUUUCAGACCCAUUGCCUGUUGCUCUGUGAUUUAUAAGUGUAUCUCAAAACUUAUGUGUGAAAAGCUUAAUGCUGUGCUUCCUGAUAUUAUCUCACACAAUCAAGGGGCUUUUGUUGCUGGAAGAUCAAUCCUUCACAAUGUUCUUGUCUGUCAAGAUAUUGUGAAAAUCUACAGAAAAAGUCAGAAACAACUGGGAUGCCUCAUGAAACUUGACCUCAGGAAAGCUUAUGAUACAGUAGCAUGGGAUUUUAUCAAAGAGAUGAUGACUGAACUGGGUUUUCCUACUCACUUUAUUGGCUUGAUCAUGACUUGUCUUUCCACAACUCAAUACUCUUUAAUGAUCAAUGGUGCUCCUAGUAAGUUAAUUCAACCCCAGAGAGGCCUUAGACAAGGGGACCCUCUCUCUCCUUUGUUGUUUACUUUGUGCAUGGAGUACUUCUCCAGAGCUAUGAAAGCUGUAGGGAAUCAUCCUGAUUUCCAUUAUCACCCAAGAUGCAGAAGCAUGAGACUCAACCAUUUGUGUUUUGCAGAUGAUUUGCUAAUGUUCUGCAAGGGCACCCCUGCAGUUGUUCAGCUCAUGUUGGAUGGUUUUAAUUGUUUCUCUAGUACCACAGGCUUGCAAGUCAAUCCAAAAAAGUCCUCUAUUUUCUGCUGUGGGAUGAACUCUCAACUCCAAGAUAACAUAGUGAAGCUUUCAGGUUUCAAUGUGGGGUCUAUUCCUUUCACCUAUCUGGGUGUUCCCAUCAGUGCUAAGAAAUUGAGAGGGGCUGAGUGUGAUGUUCUCAUUGACAAAAUGGUGGCAAGAAUUAAGAUCUGGAGCUCCAGGCAUAUCUCUUUUGCUGGUAGAAUGCAGCUUGUCAAUUCUGUUCUAAUGAGUAUCAGUGUUUAUUGGUCUCAAAUCUUCCUUUUUCCAGGGGCUGUUCUAAAGAAAAUUAAUGCAAUAUGCAGAUCCUAUCUGUGGUUUGGGACUUAUGCUGACAACAGACCAGGUGCUGUAGCUUGGGACAAGUUGUGUUGUGCAAAAAGUGAGGGGGGUCUAGGUUUUAGAAAUCUGGUUCUAUGGAACCAAGUAGCUAUUGGCAAACAAGCUUGGGCAAUCUCUAAGAAAGAGGAUAAUCUGUGGGUUAAGUGGGUACAUGCCAUGUAUGUGAAAGAUAGAAAUUGGGUUCAGUACACAGCCCCAAUCACUGCAAGUUGGGCUGUGAAAAUUGUUUCUAAAGUAAAGAACAUGUUCAAUGGGAAACUCCAAUCCCAUGAUUGGCUCACUGUCAGCAAGUAUGCCAUUAAGGGAAUGUAUCAAAACCUGAGUGAGGUUCAAACCAAAACCCACUGGGCUAAACAGGUGUGGAACAGAUACAGUGUUCCCAGACAUAGGUUCACUAUGUGGUUAGCUAGCCAAGACAGAUUGAAGACAAGGGCUAGAUUGGUUAAGGUUGGUAUUGGUAAUGACAGUCAGUGUGCUGUUUGUUGUUGCUCAGAAGAAACAAUUACUCAUCUGUACUUUGGGUGUGCUUAUAGUGCUAGUUGCAAGGCUAUGGUGUUCCAAUGGUUAGGCCUUUCUGACCAUAGGGGUGAUCUCCAUAGAACGCUGAUUUGGCUGAGAAGACAAGGCACAAGCAAGUUCAGAAAACAGGUGAUCUAUGCUGCAUAUGCAGGCCUAAUUUAUCACCUAUGGAGAGCUAGGAAUCAUGCAGUGUGGGAUGCUGUGGUGCCUACUGUGUUGCAAACAGUUAAGCAAGUCAAGAUGGACACCAAAGGUCGAAUUCAACAGCUGAUUGGGAAGAAAGUUAAAGCUUCUGAUGUUGAGUGGUUUAGUGCUUUGUGA